UGCCAACCACUCUGAACGAGGCACAAGUUUGCUUUUAUGGAGAAGGUUCAAUCUUGCUCUAGAAAGAGGAAAAGAGGAGAGAAGGUUUUCAGAUUCGAGAGCUUCUGUGCACCUAGGCAACCAAUACUUUUCAGUGGCUCGUUCCGAGACAACGUUAAGGCUCUUCUUGAUUUCGGCCAUCAAGAGGAUGGAGUGCACGAAGGAAUGCAGUUUUGGUCGUUUCGGCUCGAGCUUCAUCAGUACCCUUCGACUUUCGUUAGGAUGUUCAUUGCUGAGGAGGCUGUUGGGCUGUCGCAGAAUCGCCAGUGCCUUUUUUGCCGAUUCGCUGGUUGGGGGCACCACAUGAUCUCCAACAAGAGAUUCCACUUCGUGCUGCCAUUCAAAAAAACUAAAUCAGAUGUCGAAAGCUUGAGCAUAGAACUUGGUAGAAACAGACCAGGGAUAUCGUCAAUGGGCUCGAAAUUGAUGGGUUCACAAGGAAAGCAUCUAAUGCAUGGAAUCAUGCACUCUAAUGGCUACGGACAUCUCAUUACUGUCAAUGGCAUUGAAGGAGGCUCUGAUUUCAUCUCUGGACAUCAAAUCAUGGACUUGUGGGAUAGGAUUUGCACUGCUUUGCACGUGAGAAAAGUGAGUAUAACAGAUUCAGCAAAGAAGGGAAGCAUGGAACUAAGGCUAAUUCAUGGACUAGUGUAUGGUCAGCCCUGGUUCAGUCGCUGGGACUACAAACUAAGCCAUGGAAGCUAUGGCGUCACUCCCCAAAUGUACCAAACCUCGCUCGAAGCCCUACGAACUCUCCCCUUAUCAAUCCUCCUCCCCAAUUUCGCCUCUAUCAUUGCCAAGUACCAAACCCUAAGUGGGCUCAAGUUACAAACCAUAGCCGACUUAACCUGCUUCAUUACAGAGCUGAAUCGUCGAUUGCCCCCAAACACCCCUUCGACAUUCGACUGUCGAGAAAUCAUCAGCGAGCCAACUUGUCGUUGGUCGAUGAAACGAGUUGAGAUGGCUGCUCAAGUCAUAGUCGGGGCUCUAAAGAAGUCCAAAUGUCGUUGGGUCACAAGACAAGAGGUCAGAGAUGCCGCCAGAGCCUACAUUGGUGACACAGGCCUACUAGACUACGUGCUCAAGUCUCUCGGCAACCACAUUGUUGGAAACUAUGUUGUUCGACGGAUGGUCAACCCGAUAACCAAAAUACUUGAAUACUGCUUGCAGGAUGUAUCUACUGUUUUCCCUAGCUUGGAUCAUUUCGGUUCACUUCGUUUUCAUGUCACAAGGUCUCAGCUCAAGAAAGACAUGAUGUACCUCUACAAUAACAUAUUUGGAGCACAUAGCACAUUGGCUGCCGAUGGGGUUUUCAGGGCAAUACUUAUCGCUGCUAGGGUGAUUCUCGACGCCAAACACCUUGUUAAGGAUUACAAGGUGACAGGUGGCUCGUUACAAGACACCCAAAUGAAGAACAAUGAUCAAUGUUUAAAGGUAAUGUGCACGAUACGAAUCAUGAACAAUCAAGAGAAGAAGGAACUGCCACCAUAUGAGAUGUUCACCUUUCAGCUCAAUGCAACAAUUGGGGACCUGAAGAGAGAGACUGAAAAAAAGUUCAGGGUAAUCUAUUUGGGCCUGAAGAGCUUCACUGCAGAAUCAGUGGCUGGUCUUAAUGCUGAAGAUACUGAUUUCAUUGUAGGAGUACUUGUUGAGCUUGGCAACAAAGUGAUUGUUGAAGGAAGAGUAGUUAAUAAUGCAGAUGAGAUUUAUGAGGGUGGAAAAGAUGUGGAUUGCCAUUGCGGAGGGAAGGAGGAGGAUGGAGAGGUGAUGGUGUGCUGCGAUAUCUGUGGGAUUUGGCAGCAUGCAAGGUGUGCAGGGAUUGAGGACGAAGAAGAGGAUGUUCCUAGGGUUUUUCUCUGUAACUUAUGCGAGAACAAUAUUUCCGCAUUGCCUCCAAUUCAAUACUAGAUUUAUAUGACUUGAUAACUACUGUUUAUUCAACUUGGUGAUCUAUCAAGUUUGAUCAUCAAAGUUGUAGCUAUGAUUUUACUUGUAAUAAAUUCAUCCUAAAUGGAGGAAGGGAUUAUGUCACUUGUAAGAUGUUGGUGUACUAGAUUCCCUGGAACUACAAAAAGAUAUGCUUAUCGAAUAAUUUCUAAGUUUUAAUAA
Messenger RNA from Asparagus officinalis (garden asparagus), 2148 nucleotides. Its product is annotated as PHD finger protein PERSISTENT TAPETAL CELL 1. The record is from RefSeq and is a predicted model, not a curated record. NCBI's taxonomy places the organism in Eukaryota, Viridiplantae, Streptophyta, Magnoliopsida, Asparagales, Asparagaceae. The transcript is spliced from 4 exons. Bases 37 to 1947 code for a protein of 636 amino acids.